Olea europaea var. sylvestris is the source of this 1106-nucleotide messenger RNA. Its product is annotated as pathogenesis-related protein 1A-like. Gene Ontology annotation, cellular component: extracellular region. The record is from RefSeq and is a predicted model, not a curated record. The coding region runs from base 258 to 752 and encodes 164 amino acids. NCBI's taxonomy places the organism in Eukaryota, Viridiplantae, Streptophyta, Magnoliopsida, Lamiales, Oleaceae. The transcript has a single exon.
AUCGUAAACUUAGCACAUGCGAAAUUUUCAUAGAUGUGUAGAGGCAAAACUUAAACUCAAAUAUUUUUUUUCGACAAAUAAACAACUUAUAGAUAAGUUUAAACUUAAUAUAUAUAAUAUAGGAUGCCUUUGUUUAAAUGGUACAAUCUUCAACCCUAAUGAAACACCCCCUUUUCACCCUGUGGUGCUUAUAAAUAUUGAACGUUGAACUCUUUCUUUCUCAUCCACAGUCUAAACUCCUCUUCCCAUCACAGAAAAUGACAAUGGCAUUACUCAAAAUCUUCUUCUUCCUUCUCUGUUUCAUAAUGUUAUCCCUUCUUGUCCCGUCUCACGCCCAAAACUCCAACCAAGACUACGUGAAUGCCCACAACACGCCGCGUGGCCAAGUGGGCGUAGGGGUCGUAACAUGGAACACAACACUUGAAACCUACGCACAGAACUACGCGAAUCAAAGAAAGGGCGACUGCAAUCUUGUCCACUCCUAUGGUCCUUACGGCGAAAACCUGGCUAAGGGGAGUGCCUCCUCCUUCACAGGCACGGCCGCGGUUAACUUGUGGGUUGCGGAGAAGCAGUACUAUAAUUAUGGUUCCAACACAUGUGCAACUGGACAGCAGUGUGGACAUUACACGCAGGUUGUCUGGAGGGAUUCUGUCAGAAUUGGAUGUGCUAGGGUUAGUUGCAAUAACGGAUGGUAUUAUGUUAUUUGCAGCUACGAUCCUCCUGGUAACUGGCAGGGGGAGUGGCCAUACUAGCUACAACAGUUUUUAACUAACUGUUUAAGCUAAAUAUUUGUAUUAUGUAUAUACUACAGUAUGAUGAAUAAGCUGCUCGAUAUAGAGCACAAGUCAUAUAAAAAUAUUUUACAGCCUAAUAAAAGUAGAGAGUCGAGAGAUCCCGGCUGUGGACUUUCUCUCUUUGCAUUUGUACUAACGAAGAGUCCUUCAUCGCAUUGGCUGGUGAUACUUGUCAGUGUUCCGGUAUGACGUGACACGAAACACGAAUUACAAAGUCAUCUUCAAGUAGAAUUGCAUCCAUGUACGGAUGCUAAUUUAUGAAAGCUUCUGUUUCAUUUAGUGACAGGAGAAAUAGUGUCACAAUCUACUCUU